This is a messenger RNA of Talaromyces proteolyticus, 1344 nucleotides long. RefSeq names its product 3-hydroxyacyl-CoA dehydrogenase. Bases 414 to 1292 code for a protein of 292 amino acids. NCBI's taxonomy places the organism in Eukaryota, Fungi, Ascomycota, Eurotiomycetes, Eurotiales, Trichocomaceae. The record is from RefSeq and is a predicted model, not a curated record. Gene Ontology annotation, molecular function: NAD+ binding; oxidoreductase activity, acting on the CH-OH group of donors, NAD or NADP as acceptor. Gene Ontology annotation, biological process: fatty acid metabolic process. The transcript is spliced from 6 exons.
GAUCCGAUACUUCGGGCCGCAAGCCGCCCAUGAGUAGGCAAUUUGGGUCGAUUCGGAUCCGGUGUCCCCACUAAUAAAUGAGGAUUCCCAAAUAUGGAUAUAGCCCUGAGCCUUUAAGGCUUGUGCGACGCCGCUAGGGAGUAUCCAUCGGCUCUAGGGCCAGGCAGGCCAAUCUUGUCGAUGGAGGAUUACUGUUAUUCGCGGGUUGCCCAAGAGGCUUGAUCACAGCGCCACACCGAGGGCUAUUUCAGAGUAUAAAUGUCAGUACGUCUCAGUAUGAACCAACCACUCUGCGAGUGGUAUAGAAUAUUACCUUUAUGAAUUGAUAUUCGAAUAUUUGGAUUAUUUGGAGUAUUUGGAGUAAAAAACUGGAAGAACGUGUCGCAAUUUGUCAAUGCCCCAAACCAUUUACAAUGACUACAUUAACAUCACUAUCUUCAAAGGCCGUCACGAUCCUGGGGGCUGGAACACAAGGAAGAAGGCUUGCUUUCAUGUGGACGCGACUAGGAAGACCUGUCUAUCUGAUUGAUCAAAAUAACGAGCAGCUUUCAAGAGCGUGGACUGAUAUUCAGUCUUUGCGCAGUUCGAAAGAGUUCGAAUAUAUAAGCAAGGAUUUUGAUAGUUGGGGUUCUGUCUCUCUAACACCAGCUUCAUCUUCGGAUUUCAAGAAGGCUCUGCGCGACUCUUGGCUGGUUGUUGAGUCUGUUCCAGAGAAACUGGAUCUCAAGAGAAAGGUACUGGAGCAGCUUAGCGAAGCAUCAAGCCCAGAGAGCAUCAUUGCGUCCAAUUCAAGUAGUUAUUCCAUCUCAGAAAUUCUACAAGGAUUAAAAGUCAAGAAUAACGAGCGCUUCGUUAGCUUACAUUCCUAUUGGCCACCAGAGACUCCAGCAAUUGAGAUUAUGGGUUCUGAGCAGACAAAGCCCGAGAUCAUCGAUCUACUGAUGGAAGAGACCAGAAAACACGGUUUCCAGCCUUUCCAUGUUCGACGUCAAUCCACAGGGUACAUUUACAACAGAAUAUGGGCAGCCAUCAAAAGAGAGGCUCUUUUCGUCGUUCAAGAAGGGGUUGCGACGCCCAAAGAAGUUGAUGAUAUUUUCAAAAACGUCCUAAAGACGCCAUCAGGACCGUUUCAGCUAAUGGAUGUGGUUGGACUUGAUGUUGUACUAGAUAUUGAGAAUCAUUAUGCCGAGGAUCGAGCUGGAAUUCCUGAAGAACCAAGAGUUCUUUUGAAAGACAUGAUCGCCGAGAAGAAACUUGGAGUGAAAACUGGAAGAGGGUUUUAUGAAUAUUAACGAAAUAUCACCAAGCAAUGAGCGUUAGAAAAUCAAGAAAUUAUCAUUGGAA